This is a messenger RNA of Thrips palmi, 2184 nucleotides long. Its product is annotated as inhibitor of growth protein 3-like. NCBI's taxonomy places the organism in Eukaryota, Metazoa, Arthropoda, Insecta, Thysanoptera, Thripidae. Gene Ontology annotation, biological process: regulation of DNA-templated transcription. The transcript is spliced from 11 exons. The coding region runs from base 249 to 2153 and encodes 634 amino acids. The record is from RefSeq and is a predicted model, not a curated record. Gene Ontology annotation, cellular component: NuA4 histone acetyltransferase complex.
GCAUACCGAAUCUAAUGAUUCAGCGGAUGUACCGCGAUGUAGUAAAGAUGCAAAUGGUUCUGAAACUUACACUCUGAAAUUCUCAUACACUGUGUCGUGCAAUUUGCCCACUUUUCAGGGGGUUUAGGCUACAAAAACAGUGCUUACAUAUCUUCAUUGAUGUUUUGUGCCAUUAUGGUGUAGAAUUUUAGAAAUUUGCAAAUUUUGUAAUAUAUUUCACUGAGUUUUUAAGUAGAUCCUUCCUCAAUAUGUUGUACCUAGAAGACUAUCUUGAGAUGAUAGAGCAUCUCCCACAGGAGUUACGAGAUCGUUUCACAGACAUGCGUGAAAUGGAUUUAGGUGUUCAAAAUUCUAUAGAUGGACUGGAAAAGAAGGUGAAAGGCUUUUUUGCCAACGCUAAAAGGCUCCCAAAGCUCGAAAGAGAUGCUGAAAAUGAUUGUAUUCGUAAAGAAUAUUACAAAACUUUAGAGGAUGCAGAUGAAAAAGUACAAUUAGCAAGCCAAAUGUAUGAGCUGGUUGAUCGGUAUUUAAGACGUCUUGAUGCUGAGCUCUUCAAAUUUAAAAUUGAGCUUGAAGCGGACAAUGCUGGAAUUACUGAAGUUCUAGAAAAAAGAUCUCUAGAGCUUGAUGCUCCGCCACCCAGCAGUCGAGAGAAAGAAAACCGCUAUUCUUUUGGAUCUAGAGCGUCAAACACACAUGGGAAACAGAAAAAACGUCGCGACUCCAGCGCUGUGGGGAGUGUCGGGGUUGGCGGGUCGUCGGACAGCAGGAGUUCUAGUCACAGCUCGCUCCAGCACGGCCACCGGGACCAUCACGGCCAAGGCCACCGCGAGAGCCACUCCAACCACGCCCACCGUGACAGCCACGCUCACCACGCGCACCGAGACGGCCACGCCGGGCACCGCGACGGCCUCGGCGUCCACCGGGACAGUCACGGCGGCCACCGCGACGCCGGGCAUCGCGAGGGCCACGCCGGGCAUCGCGACGGCCACGCCGGCCAUGCCAGCCACCGAGACGGGCACGCGCACCGAGAGAGUCGCGAGGGCCGCGACGGUCACCACCGAGACCACAGCGUGCACCGCGACCAUGGCCACCUCGUCCACCGCGACCACGGCCACGGCCAGGGCCACGCCCAGGUCGCGCACCGCGAGAGGGACCACAGCGCGUACCGCGAGUCGCAGGCCACGAUGCAGGCCCAGGCGCAGGGCGGCCACACGUACGGCCUGAGCGCCGGCAUGGCCCACAAGGACCGCGACCGGUCGCGAGACCCCAGCAGGGACCGCGACCGAGAACGCGGCGGCGGCGGCCACUUUGCUCAGAGCCACCAGCACGCGCAGCAGCUGCACGGCCUCGGCCACGGCGUCCUGGAGCGCGACGCCUCGCCGGCCACCUCCACCAGCUCUGGGUCGCGGCACCAGGACCGGCACCAGGACCGUCUGCCCGACCGGCACCAGGACCGGCACCAGGACCGCCUCCAGGACCGCCUCCAGGACGCCCACGGCGUCCCCUACGGCCUCGGACACAUGGGUGCCGGCGGAACCGCCAUCGCGGCCGCCGCGUCCCAGGCCAUCGCCGCCACGCAGCAGAUUGAGAGGAGUGCCCAAGGAGAUACCAAGGAGAUGCAGCAAGGUCGUCGCACAGCAAGUCUCAAAGCAUCAUAUGAGGCCAUUGGGGGGUCGCAUUCCCAUGAUUUUGCAAUUGGUCGUGAAAUUGCUGGAGCUGCCCAGACUGCUCUGGCUGCAAUACAUGACAUCCCUAAGAAGAAAAAGAAAUCCAAUGCUUCUAACUCUCAUGCACUGUCAUCAAGCUCCUCAGGCUUGGGAUCAUCAUUAUCAAGUCAGCAGGGGUCUUCCUCAGCCAGUCUGUCCAAUGACCUGCUUCCCUUAGCUGGGGAUGCAGGAGAUGAUGGACUGAUGGACCCCAAUGGCGACGGACUUGGCGAUGGAGACAACCCAGACUGGACUUACGAUCCAAAUGAACCACGAUAUUGUCUUUGUAAUCAAGUCUCGUAUGGUGAUAUGGUGGCUUGCGACAAUGAAGAUUGUCCAUUUGAAUGGUUCCACUACGCUUGUGUCAAUAUCACUGCACCGCCCAAGGGAAAAUGGUACUGUCCACAGUGCUCAUCAUCUAUGAAAAGAAGAAGAAAAAACUAGCAUAAGGCCUCCCGUAGGGAUAGCCCUACGG